AUGUCUUACAUUCCAACCGUGAGCGUCAGCAGCGCGGCUGCAGCCGCUAAUAUGAGUUCCGCAGCAAACAUGGCUGCCGCAGCCUAUUUCAAGAACGGUGGCUAUGGUAAUCCGCAUAUGCCCGGAGCGGCCGCUUUGGGUUUCACCACUCCGAGCGCACAUAAUUUUCUGCCAGCUGGCAUGGGCUACAUCGGUGGCUCAUUGGCCGAUUGUCAAACUGCUAGCAUGGCCGCAUGGAAU
Messenger RNA from Anisakis simplex (herring worm), 240 nucleotides. The record is from the annotation of a GenBank genome assembly. Lineage: Eukaryota; Metazoa; Nematoda; Chromadorea; Rhabditida; Anisakidae.